UGCUGGAGUAGAGCACGCACGUGUAAAGAAAGGUUGGGAAAGGUGAGGCCGCUCUGCGCCAGAGACGUCGUAAAGCGGAUUCGUGAAGGGACUGCCUUUCCCUAGUCUUAAACUGGGGCGCAGUCGCUUUCCUUGGGUUUCUCUUUGCUAGGAGGUUGAAGCUAUCCUCAGAUCUGGCUGGUGAAGAAAGUUUUUUGAGUCUUUCACUGGUGAGAUUUCUUACAUUUAGCCAUGCGUCUUUCUGCCCUGCUGGCCUUGGCAUCCAAAGCCACCCUCUCACCUCACUACCGCUAUGGGAUGAGCCGUCCAGGCUCCCUAGCAGACAAAAGGAAGAACCCCCCAUGGAGCAGGCGGCGCCCAGUAGUGGUAGAGCCCAUCUCUGAUGAUGACUGGCACCUAUUCUGUGGAGACAUGGUGGAAAUCUUAGAUGGCAAGGAUGCUGGGAAGCAGGGCAAAGUGGUCCAAGUCAUUCGGCAGCGGAACUGGGUUGUCCUGGAGGGGUUGAACACGCAUUACCGCUACAUUGGCAGGACCAAAGAUCACCGAGGGACUAUGAUAGCUAGUGAAGCCCCCUUGCUUCAUCACCAGGUCAAGCUAGUCGACCCCGUGGACAGGAAACCCACUGAGAUCCAGUGGAGAUUUACCGAGUCAGGAGAGCGGGUUCGAGUCUCUACAAGGUCUGGGAGAAUUAUCCCCAAACCUGAGUUUCCUAGAGCAGAUGGCAUUGUCCCUGAAACAUGGACUGAUGGUCCCAAGGACACAUCAGUGGAAGAUGCUCUAGAAAGAACUUACGUGGCCCGACUAAAGACAUUAGAAGAAGAUGUGAUGGAGGCCAUGGGGAUCCAGGAGACUCGAAGACACAAGAAAAUUUAUUGGUAUUGAGCUUGAGAGUAAUACUUCUACCUGCUCAGUCUUUUUUUUGUUUUGUUUUUUGAGACAGGCUUUCUCUCUGUGUAGCCUUGGCUGCCCUGGACUCUUUGUAGACUAGGCUGGCCCUGACUCACAAGAGAUCUGCCUGGCCUCUGCCUCCUUAGUGCUGGGAUUAAAGGUGUCUGCUCAGUCUUCACUUUGAGGGUAGAAGCCUUUCUUCCUAAAACAACAAUAAAGCGCCUCGAGUUCAGCUGCUA
Molecule: messenger RNA, 1127 nt
Organism: Psammomys obesus (fat sand rat)
Lineage: Eukaryota; Metazoa; Chordata; Mammalia; Rodentia; Muridae
Gene: Mrpl24
Product: mitochondrial ribosomal protein L24
Exons: 6
Coding region: 232-882 (216 amino acids)
Biological process (GO): translation
Cellular component (GO): mitochondrion; ribosome
Molecular function (GO): structural constituent of ribosome; RNA binding
Source: RefSeq, a predicted model, not a curated record